GGCGGAUGGCGGGCGGCUCGUGGCGCAGUUGGCCCCCUUGGAGCCCCCUAGGAUCUUGGGAUGGAGGCGCCCGGGAGAAGGGAACCUCGCCUUUGGGGGAAUGAAUGAAGAGCUGUGGAGGCGCCUUCCGACUCCUCCGGGCGAACGGAUUGGCCGGCGCGCGCGCUUGUGUGUGCUUGUGUGUGCAGGAUCUGGAGCCGCCAGGGUCCUGGGUGCGGCUGCUCGACCGCCCCGUCGCGGUCCUGGUGCCCACGUUGCCCGUCCGCCCAGCGCCCGGGGUCGGCCCGCGGGGUGGAGCGGCGGGUGUGGACUGAAGGUUGGGGCUUGAGUGCCGGCUGUAGGCAGCUGGACGUCCGCGCCUCGAGCAGGGAGGUUCGAGAAGGAGGCGGCAAAGCCUGGGGCUGAGACUCGCUCCUCCGGCCCCCAGUUUCCGGUUCCCCGAGGCCCUUGGCUGCAUUCACGUUGGGCAAUCUGACAUCUUAAAGAUUUUGAAGAGGAAACAUUUCAAAGGAACACAGGCUGUAAAAGAAGAAAUCUUCAUGGACUCUGUGUGGGUGGUGCGCCAGUCCAUCCUUCAUUGAGGCCAUGAGAUCUUCUAAUCCCUUGGGUGUUCCCAUGUUCUCCAGUGAGAACUCCUCCACUUCAUUUGGUGCCAUGGGAAAAACCUGAAGGACAGGAAGAAUUGCUCCCGACCUUGUGGCUUUUUCCAGGAUUGCAGUGACUCUUACAGACCAUGACAAUUGGAGAUCAUUCGUGUUGUCUUUCGGAGUCGAACCAAAGAACACGCAUCCUCAUUCUCUGGUGUUUUAGCGCCUGAUCAUUUUUAUAUUUGUUUCUGUUGCUUGUGCCUUUCAACCAUUGUAUGUGAUCACGAGACGUCCUUGAAGUUUUCCAGCACGACUUGCAGGCAUCCGGACUCCCUGGGGACUCGCCCAUGGCUCGGCGGGCCAGCAGCCCAAGGGCAUUACGAUGAGGCACUGCAUUAAUUGCUGCAUCCAGCUGUUGCCCGACGAAGCACAUACACAGCAGGUCAGCUGCCGAGGAGGCCCCCAUCACAGUCGCCAGGAGUGCCCCAUGUGCAAAGGAGAAAACAAAAUUGUGUUUCGAGUGGACGGUAAGCAGAUGAACUUGCUUGCCGUUCUCGAAGUGAGGGCUGAAGGGAAUGAGAGCUGGAGUGGGUUUCUGCGCUUCAAGAAGGGGAAGCGAUGCAGCCUCGUUUUUGGAUUGAUAAUAAUGACGUUGGUGAUGGCUUCCUACAUCCUUUCUGGGGUCCACCAAGAGCUUCUGAUCUCAUCACCUUUCCAUUACGGAGCCCUCCCCAGCAAUCCCAGCUUGAUGGAUGGUGAAAAUCCGAGUGACACAAAAGAGCAUCAUCACCAACCCUCUGUAAAUAAUAUUUCGUACGUGAAGGACGAUCCAAGCAUUAAAUUAAUUAUCAGCAGCAUCACAGCCAGGAUUGAGUUCACAACCAGACAGCUCCCAGACGUGGAAGAUCUCAAGAAGCAGGAAUUGCACAUGUUUUCAGUCAUCCCGCACAAAUUCCUCCCCAACAGUAAGAGCCCCUGUUGGUACGAGGAGUUCACGGGGAGGAACACCACCGACCCCUAUCUGACCAACUCCUACGUGCUCUACUCCAAGCGCUUCCGCUCCACCUUCGACGCCCUGCGCAAGGCCUUCUGGGGCCACCUGUCCCACGCGCACGGCAAGCACUUCCGCCUCCGCUGCCUGCCGCACUUCUACAUCAUCGGGCAGCCCAAGUGCGGCACCACCGACCUCUACGACCGCCUGCGGCUGCACCCGGAAGUGAAGUUCUCCGCCAUCAAGGAGCCGCACUGGUGGACCCGGAAGCGCUUCGGAAUCGUCCGCCUGAGAGAUGGUCUGCGGGACCGCUAUCCCGUGGAAGAUUAUCUGGACCUCUUUGACCUGGCUGCACACCAGAUUCAUCAAGGACUGCAGGCCAGCUCUGCAAAGGAACAGAGCAAGAUGAAUAGAAUCAUUAUCGGGGAGGCCAGCGCCUCCACCAUGUGGGAUAACAAUGCCUGGACGUUCUUCUACGACAACAGCACGGAUGGCGAGCCCCCCUUUCUGACCCAGGACUUCAUCCACGCCUUUCAGCCAGACGCGAAACUGAUCGUCAUGCUGAGGGACCCUGUGGAGAGGUUGUACUCAGACUAUCUCUACUUUGCAAGUUCGAAUAAAUCUGCAGAUGACUUCCAUGAGAAAGUGACAGAAGCGCUGCAGCUGUUUGAAACUUGCGUGCUGGGUUAUUCACUGCGCGCCUGUGUCUACAACAACACUCUUAACAACGCCAUGCCUGUGAGGCUGCAGGUCGGGCUGUACGCCGUGUACCUUCUGGACUGGCUCACGGUCUUUAAUAAAGAACAGUUCCUCAUUCUCCGCCUGGAAGACCACGCCUCUAACGUCAAGCACACCAUGCACAGGGUCUUCCGGUUUCUCAGCCUCGGGCCCUUAAGUGAGAAACAAGAGGCUUUGAUGACCAAGAGCCCCGCAUCCAACGCGCGGCGUCCCGAGGACCGGAACCUGGGGCCCAUGUGGCCGGUCACACAGAGGCUCCUGCGGGACUUCUACGGGCCUUUUAACGCCCGGCUGGCGCAGGUCCUCGCCGACGAGGUCUUCCUGUGGAAGAAGACGUGACGCCGGGUUCCCGCUGCCACCAUGAUUUCCAUGCUUUGAAAAUCUGUCUUGGUGGGGAACCCUUUCGCUCAGAGCCUGGAGAAAACCCUUCCCCGGCCCACGUUUAUGGAAACCAGUUCAGAAUUUCCUUUGUGAUGUUAAACAGCCCGGCGAUGGACCCUUCACCGAGCCUCGGAUGGAGGCUGUUGGAAAUUCCACUUGGGAAAGGGUCCCCUUCUGCUCUGAGAGUGGCUGGGGUCCGGGAUGAGGCCGGCGCACGCUGGGCUGGGUGCCGGGAGGGAAGCGUGGAGUCUGGGCUUUGACAGUUCUGGGUGGAGGUCCCGCCCCGGGGCUGGCCAGAUGUACACUAUACAUUCAGCUUCGAAACCCUCUGUCUGGAUCACUAACCUCAUUUUGGCGGAGAAUGGCGGCUCCUAUUUUUUUUCCCUUUUACCCCAACGUCAGCCCUUCCGUCUCUUCAGAUUUCAACCCUGUUAACUUCACCGUUGACGAGAAAAAAGACAAAAGUCGAUUUUUGGAGGACAUUCGUGUCUGGGACCUCCUCCCCUCUGGCCUUGUGGACUUCACUUACGUUUAACAGAAAACGAACGCAUUUAAAACAAACCACUUUCUACGUUUCACUGGCUGGAGUUUUCUUUUCUGGCCCUUUAGAUGUUUUCUCAAGGUUUUUUUCAGUUUCUAAUUGGAAUAUAACUUCAGUUUAAAAUCGGAAGGGAAAGUUUUGCUGUUAAUGCCAGACUGAGCACCUCGAAGGAACUGAUGGAAAAUCUGGGCAUCUUGGCCGUCGCCGUGCAUCUGAGGUCCUCAGAGAACCGCAGCCGUUUGAGGUUUUAGUUGCAGGUGCGACAGGCUCCGCUGCUCUGCCUUUCCUCCCAAGUGAACUUGUUAGCACAUUCUCCGCCGUGUGUGGACAGAGGUCCUUCCUCACUCAACGAACGGCAGGAUGCUUUUUUCUGAUUCGGAAGCACAGCACGUGAGCUAUGCCUGGGCCAGGCAUGCUGUGCUGGGAUUUGGAACGAGAAUGCCGGGAGCUGUGUCCUUGACAGAACUUCCUGGGCCACUUGGCAUCCUGGUUUACUGUUGGAUGGGCUGAAGGUCUUGCUGUUACUUGGAGGUGAUGGGAAAGAUUGAACACAGUCCUUGCGCACAGCCCCAGGCGGGACCCCAACCAAGCCUUGCACGUGGUCGUCAAGGGAAGCUUCUGCGAAUCAGAACUCCCCAAGUCGAGGUCCCGGAUGCACACCAGUCAGAGAAUGCAAAUGCCCGCACUCCCAGCCGCCAGUCGUGGGCGUGAGGAUUUGCUGAGCUGUCCAGCCCUAGUGCCGUUGGAGAUGGGAUGCUCGGCCCACUUGAAGGCGUGUGGAGGGCUCUGAAUGGCACGGCCGGGCUGUUUCUGCUGUGAAGGAGCCAUGGGCCUGAACACCCGCUUUCAGGGACAGGCCCCCAUUUCUCUCCCGGUGGCCCUCGGAGCAGCAGCCAGCAGGCAAACCUGGCCUGAGCACAAGGAACUUCCCUUCCAGACCUCCUAGGAGGAGCAGAGAGAGGGAUGUUCAACAGCUGAACUUGAACUUGAACUUGAACGGGGAACGUGUGCUCCUGAACCGAGCAUGUCAACUUCACCGAGAGCAUCAGGCAAGGGGCUGGAAACAAAGGCAGCGACUGUCCUCGUGGAAGAUGACCAGGCCUGGUGCACUCAGGAGAAGCGCUGAGAGCUUGCCAAAAACCCAGGCAGAAGGCACAGGGCCUCCUUCGUCCUUCUGUCUGCAGUAACCUUGAACUUCAAGGAGCUGAACGGGCCUGGUGCCAGGAGCUAAAUUGGAGCAACCGCUGGCCCCAAAUUAGGAAUUUAUAAGCGGCUCUGGGCUUAUAAGCAUCAAAAGCAUAUUCUUGCCCCAGUAGAGUUCGCUGGGAUCCAGAAAGAGUCACACAAAGAGAGACCAAGAGAAACAAAAUCUCUGGAGAGUUACAUUUGGGGUGGCUGGAGGCUAGGUCGGCCCUAGGGUGACCUACGUGUCCCGGUUUCCCAGGACUUUCUUGAAUUCAGCACUGAAAGUCCUGCAUUCUGGAAACCCCCUUGGUCCGGUCACCCGGUUGGCCUGGUGGCUGGAAUUGCAGGACAGUGGAGAGCCAUGGACUCCUGUUCUGUCCCUCUGCUGGGUCCUGCUCACCUGGCUGGCUGUGGGCUGGCACUCGAGGGGCAAGGCCUCCCAGCAGCCCCCAUGGCUGGGGGCACCUGCAGCGUUUGGGGGACAAGCCUGGUCCCUGAAGAGCAUGGGGAGAGAGUCCCUCUUCUCAUUGCUGCCACUUCCCGUCCGACACCUGGAAGCAAGUCUGUGUGGCCUGAGUGUAUGCGGAGGGACAAGGACGUGAUGGAAAGCUUUCCAUAAACACAGACCAGCAGGGCAAAGGGCGGGGUUCUCAGACAAGGCAGGCACCUCCCUGGUUGCAGCUGAUGGUGGUACAUGCACAUCCCUCGGUGCCCAGCAUCUUCAGGCCCCUGUCCUCACCACUGUGUCUCCAGUGUGAGGCAAGGCGGGGAGGCCUGGGGGGACGGUGGCACAGAAGACCCCCUCCCCUUCUGCCCCGAGCCUGCUUCCUAGGCUGGGAAUUAGAGGACAUUUAUUUAAAUAUUUAAAAAUAGCACCCAAACGGUUUGACCGUCCUUGCCAGGAGAAAAGAUGAAGCAGCACCCCGUGCGCCGAGCUGGCCCCCUCUCUGCAGAGAAUAGACCUCAGGGGCCUGGGAAGCGGUCUGCGAGGAGCGAGCUGGCGGCCAAGCUUCCUGCCCUGAGCCCGGAGCCCUGAGCACUGUGGUAUUCCCUCGUCAGGGGUUUGCAGUGACAAUGGGAUGCUGAAAUUCAGAACGUCCUUACCACCCCUCACUCCCCAAAUAUAUUUAUAUACGUUUGCACUGUU
This is a messenger RNA of Globicephala melas (long-finned pilot whale), 5570 nucleotides long. RefSeq names its product carbohydrate sulfotransferase 15 (gene CHST15). NCBI's taxonomy places the organism in Eukaryota, Metazoa, Chordata, Mammalia, Artiodactyla, Delphinidae. Gene Ontology annotation, biological process: hexose biosynthetic process. The record is from RefSeq and is a predicted model, not a curated record. Gene Ontology annotation, molecular function: N-acetylgalactosamine 4-sulfate 6-O-sulfotransferase activity.